UAUUUUUUCCCAAGUCUGUCAUCGAGUUAAAAAAAAAAAGGAAAAAGAAGGAGAGAGAGAAAAAAAAUUGUCACGAGUUUAAUCGUGUUGUGAAGCAGUUCAGUGUUGUUUGAUUGUUGGAUAAACAUUACACUUCUCAAGAGAUGGUUCACGUUGAGUAAGGACAGAGGUCUUCAGUUUUGUUUAAUCUACAGUUUUACAAAAGGAACGUUUACUGUUGUCCACAGCAUGUGUAAAUAUUCGUGAGUAAGUGGGGAGCACACUGUUGAGAUAUCAGGUGUACAGAGAUCGAGGAAGGAUCUCUUCGGUUAUCGUCUUGUCUGUCCACACAGUUACUGGAGUGUGAGCAUUAUGGAAAUAUUCAAAUAAUUUUCUUGGAUAAUGUGGUUCCAGUAAAUGAUGACAGGCCAUGUCUGUGAAAAGUUACAGCACACUGAGUGAGAAGAGUUACAAGUCACAGAGCAGCACCAACUCCAACAGCACGCGCUCGUUUGUCCCCAACAACAAGAAUGUCGGCUACGGCAGCAAGUUUCACGGUAGCUCUGCCUGGUGGAGUGUGGGGGAGUACCUCAACCCCGGGCUCACCCACCAGAGUGUGGGUCUGUCCCUAGCCCACCACACCAGCGACGAUGAUGUCUGGGAUUUGUCUGAUUCCCUGGCGGAUCUGUAUGCGGAGUUGAAUAAUCGAGAACAGAAAGCAGCGAAUCGGAUUCCUGGAAAAGCAAAUCUUGAUAUAAACCAUAAGAUUGAUGUGAAGAACUGGAUAGCAAAGGACACAAGCCAUGGAUUUAUUCGAAUAUUUAACUCAGAGUCGGAGGAAAACUCUAAACUUUACCCAUCCACCUUGUCGACAACAGCACAGAAGAUUUGUUCCACUCUUGGAAUACCGAGUAACUCGCUGCACAUUCAACUGAACGGAGAUAUUAUCCGGCGACUGGAGCCCUUCGACUGUCCCCUGGCCAUUCAGAACGAGUUCCUGACAGGGAUAGGAUACACUGACAUACUGAGGGUACAGGAAGAGGGCUCCAAGUUACAUCUGUGCUUUCUCAUCAGGUUCUAUGCAGGAAAGCCCAUCUCUGACAGCACAUAUUCCCGGAAUCAGUUGACAACGUAUGCCUAUAUCCGGAAAGGAAAGCUGCUACACCAAUGGGUGCGGAGAUACUGCAUUAUUUCUGGAACACGUCUGCUCAUUUACAGAGACAAAAAUGCAAAUCCUACAAUUGUACAGCUUGCCAAAGGAUCAGUGGAAGAGGUCCAGGUCAAAGGUCAAGGUAACGUCUUGAAGCUGACCUCGACCUUGCAGGGGGAACGAUCUAUAUAUAUAUCCUUCAUUGAUGUGUCAGACUACAACAAGUGGCUCAAGAAAGCCAAGAAGGCAACAUCAAAACUGCCUACCAAAGCUGACCUGUCCAACUGCCAUCUUGAAUUUCUACCCGAGACCGUCUUCAUCAAUGAUGAUCUGCAGAUUCUGAUUUUGAGACACAAUGCUCUCAAAGAACGGCCAAUUGAAGAAGACAUCUACACCAUCGGAUGGCUUGAUGAUUUGCCAAGAUUCCUGCACUUGACCAGCCUGAACCUGGCAGACAACAGCUUGUAUAUUUUCCCUCAGUCAGUGUGCCGAAUUCGCACUCUGGUCGAGCUGAACAUGGCAAGCAAUAAACUGGAGGACAUUCCUGUCCAGAUUGCAGACCUUGUCCAUCUUCAAGCCCUCCAUUUGCACAACAAUCGGCUUGCUUCACUUCCAGAAGAAAUAGGGACCAUGAAAAGACUGUUGGUAGUGGUGCUGGCUUUCAACCGAUUCACCACGGUUCCCAACGCAUUGCUGUCCCAAAAUGCAUCAUUCAAAAUGGACAGUGUCAUCAUGGCUGGCAAUCAGAUUGAGAGACUGCCAAUGGACAAUCUCAGUCACAUGAAACACAUUAAAAAGAUUGAUCUCCGGAUGAAUAAACUUGAACUGUUGCCAACGGAAACUGCCAAAUUUCAUUCCUUGGAUCACGUGACUCAUCUUGAUAUCCGUGACAACCACAUAGUGGAUCUGGAUAUCCGUGCAAUUCGGUGUUUGGAAUAUUUGAACUGUGAGCGCAGUGGUCUCAGAAGCCUGCAGAUCAAUGGAAGCGCUUUGAAAAAUGUUUUCGCUUCACACAAUAACAUCCAGUCUCUGUCUGUGAAUCCUAAACCAGAGUGGCUUAUUAGUAUGGAUGUCUCACACAACAAACUCACUCAAGUUCCCAACUGGCUGGGUGAUUGUUUCUUUCUGGUUCGACUCGACAUUAGUCACAACUGUCUUGACAUGCUUCCAGAUAGAAUCAUGACAGAUUCUCGAAAACUGAAAAUCCUGCGUGCAGACCACAACCGCCUGAAGGUACUGCCUAGCGACAUCCACCACUGCAUAAUUGAAGAGUUACACCUAGAACAUAAUGAGAUCAGCGACCUGCCGCCAGAACUCUUCAUCAAAGCCACCAAAUUGCGGUAUCUGAACUUGACACGGAACAACAUCACGGAUUUGCCGACUCCGAACCGGAAUGACUCGUACAAUAAGAUACAGGAGCUAUACCUCAUGUCCAACAACCUGAAUAACAAGGCUGUCCGCAAGAUCUGCUGCUUCCCACGACUUCGAGUGCUGCAUCUCGCUAACAACAACAUAUCAGAGCUAGUUGACAAAGAUUUUGAAAAACUUGAACAGCUACAAGAAUUGAAUAUUUCCUUCAACAAUCUUCGUCGUCUUCCUGCCUGUCUUGGCCGCCAUCCUAAACUCCAGUCCUUGCGGGUGAACUGCAAUCUGCUGCAUGAGUUGCCUAACUUUAAAGACUCUUCAUGUCUGAAGGUUCUGGAAGUGGGCACGAACCAUCUCGAGAACAUCAGCAUGGGAAACCUGAUGACCUCUAAGGUCAACCUUCUGGACAUCUCGGGAAACCCAAAUAUUCUGGUCAACACUCAGGAACUGGAUGGAGUCAAGCAUUCAAAGCGAGUGUGUAUGAUUGACAUGCGAGGUCAGAACCGGUCCCUGGAGAACCUGAAUUCUAUCAGCAAUGCUGAGAUGAGUUGGCAGAGUGGAUUUUCUCACACAUCCGGAAUGAGAAACAAACUGUCUGUGGCCAUGUUGAACCGCACACACUUCAGCGAGUCUGGAGAUGCGUUGUUUGGAGUGUUUGACGGAGGACGCAAUGAUGAGAUUGCAAAACUCUUAGCAGAAGGGCUGCCCUCCAUCUUACAGGAAGAACAAUCCCAGAAUCCCUCCUCGGAGAUCUUCAUGAAGUACACACUGCUGUCUGCCCACAGAAAUUUGAAGUCUGUUGGUCAGAAACUAGGAGCAGCAGCUGCUGUUGUUCACAUCAAGAAGACGCAGAAUGCCGAUGGUCACAUCUUGACUGUAGCCAAUGUCGGUGACACCGAGGUCAUUCUCGCGAGACAUGGCGAGGCUGUCUGUCUGUCUCGAAUCUUUCUGGUUUCUCAGAACUCAGAAGAAUGUCAAAGAAUAAUCAAGGCUGAUGGUAUUAUAACAGAGGAUGGCAGAGUAAGCGGUGUCACGUUCAACACCCGUCUUCUUGGUUGUGGUUACCUCUACCCUCAAGUAAUUCCAAAUCCCCAUGUCGUGUCACUGACCUUGACCCCAGAAGAUCAGCUCAUCAUCAUAGCCAAUCAGGGACUGUGGAGGUAUGUCUCGUACCAGGAGGCCGUGAAGGAGAUAGUCGACAUCCCCGAUCCCGUGAUAGCGGCCAAGCGUCUCCAGGACCUGGCCCAGGGCUGCGGGUCGAGAGAGAACAUCGGAAUACUUGUUGUCAGGCUCCUUCUGUCAGAAGGAGAACGCUUCCGCAUGCAAGAAAUACUGAGGUCACAGUUCGAAGGUCAGAAACAGCUUCUAGAGACCCUAAAGCAGAAGACGAACCUGACACAGCUUCACGACGUCAUCCCGGCCGUGUCGGAAUUCGGCGGGAUUGUCAUAGAUAAGACUGGCCGAGUGCGGAAGCAGUCAAAGGAGUGCAUACGUCCUAGCUUGAGCGUGAAGCCCACACCAAAUCCGAACAACAAAUACCGAAAGAAGAACGAGCCGCUGGACUGGGAGGCCAUCCUGCAGAGACGUCUGGCUGAAGAGGUCAAGGACAAACAGAUGAAGCAAGCAUUUGGCCUUGAUGACGAGGACAAUCCUGACAAUCCCAAUGAGCCCACGAGCAACUGGUCCACAUUGGACAAGCGGAAAGAAGGAACACAGUCGGAGAGCAAUGUGAUGAACAGGAGGGCAAUGGUGGCACCUAUGGUGCGUCCACCACAACCACCACCACUGCCCAACGUUAUUAUCCACAGAUCUGUAUCCUCGGAUACGAUAGAGUCAUUCGACGAAUUUACCCGACAGCCAGUCAUCACUCAAAACAUUGACCGGGAUGCAAUUCUCUUUCACCAGAUGCAGAUGGCUCGUGCCCAUAGCUUGAGCAGCAGCAGUCUUGACUCGACUCAGUCUGACCCAUUGUACGCAUCCGUCAGAGAGGUCUACAAUGGACCCAGAGCUCCGUCGCGCAGUAUUGAAGUCUUGGUUCAUUCCUCGGAUGGCCAGGACCAGAUUGUGUUACCUUCUCGCAUCCACAGGCGGCCCGAGAGAAACAGUGGUGCCCAGCUGCAGGUGAUGCAGGAGAAGCAGGACCCCAGUGAAUUGGAUGAGAGUGAGAUUGAAGCAAUUGAGACUGACAUCAUGGAGAACUUCCACAUUAGCAUUGAGGACUUGUACGCGCGUGUGAUGAAGAAGAAACAGAAUGACAUGGAUAAGGACCCCAGUCGAGUGAAUCUUGUCAAGUUUACAGAAUCGGGGGAAGUUGGACCCACCGUGGAGGAAAUGUAUGCAAAAAUUGACAGAAGUCAGAGAAAGAAAUCCGUAUUCCCGUCGACCAGUGUUUUCACCGGGUCGUCCACCAGCAUGGAUGAGCCGAGUAGGAUACAGAAUGGGGGAGGCUCCCUUUCCCUUGCUGAGUACAGUUUUAAUAACCACAGGAACCAGUCCCCUACCCCUCCUCCAGUCAUCAUAAACAGGACAGCCAGCCAGCAGAGCAUCAUUAUUACAUAUUUGUGAUUCCAGCAGUGUUCAACAAAUGUUUGAGAAAGUCACUAGUCCUCACAGUAGCUUUGGCCAGUGCUCUAUGUAUUAUGGGAAUACAGGUGAUAUUUUCCACUAGCUCAGACCAAAAAUUCACUAGCUGGGACCAAGGGCUAGUGGAUUUGUCAAACCGUGGGGAAAGGUUACAUCAUUACAGCUUCCAGUGGAUAAAAUUUUGAACAGGGUGUGGUGAGGGUGGGUGGUGGUGUGACUAUAAAUAGUGAUUUAAUAUUUAGUAACUGGAGUAAGGGAAAAUCAGGUUGUCAUCCCCCAUCUCAAAGAACCAUGACGUCGCCAUUGUAUGGUAAAUCGAAUGUACUGUAAGCAACUUGCAUUGGUAAGAUAAAUGAAUAAAUGAAUGAAUGAAUGAAUGAAUGAUAGUGUAAUGAGUACCAAUUCUAUUUCAAUGUAUUGCCCAAUACCAAAGUUGAAAUAAUCUGGUGUUGGCAAACAGAGAUAAGAAUUAUAUAAUAUCAAUAACAACAACAACAAGCCAGACAGAGACACAAAAUUUAUAUUUGUAGUACAAUACCAGCAAAAGGGCAUUUUUGACAGGGCUGUACAUAGUGUGUGUGUGUGUGGGGGGGGGGGGGGGGAGACAAGAGGGACAGUUGCCAUCCCAGAAAAUUAAAAAAAGUUCUUGGUGUAGUUUAAUAUUGAGAUUUGCAUUAUUGUUGUGCUCUGAUUCGAUAUUUACUGCCCCUCCACCCCCCUCUCCCAUCAUUUUGGACAUCCAGGUUUCAGAUGUACAUGUAUGUUAUUGGUACAGCUUUGAAUAAUUUAAUAUUUAUUAUUAUGUACCCAAAUUUUGGCAAAAAAGACAAGAGACUAAUUUGGUUAAAGGAAACACCAGCUCCGACAUUUGUUUAACACAAUACAUAGAGGUCAUUAUACCAAAGUGUGAAUUCUGUAUGAAACUUAUUAUAUAUGGCAUAUUUACCAAUUAUUUUAUUUAAAAGUGAGGGGGAACAAUGCAAUUCUGAGACAAGUUUCGUAAAUUUGUUACAGCACUCAUAUUAAGGUGAUCAUUUAAUUAUUGUUACAAAUGGAGAUGCCUAAAACCAUAAAAAUAUUAUUUCUUUGAUUGUGAAAGUCUUGAGAGAUCUGAAAACCUUACAGUUGUACAUUUCCACAUUCUUGUAACCUAUAAACCUUAAUAAUGCAGAGAUAAAAAUACUUUCAAUAUUGUGAAUUUCAGGAUCGUAGUCCUAUUCCAAAACUGUUUCUGUCUUUGUUCUUGGAUGAAAGUACAUUGAAUCACAACUAGCCCCUGACUCUUCAAGUGAAUGCAAAAUUUUCUGGACGUUUGUUUUCAAUGCCAUUUUCAUUCUUUCCAGUGUCAUUUUCACUUGUGUGUGAAUGAAUUUGUUGCAAUAUGUGUCUCAGUAUGAUGAUAAUUUUUAUUCAGAUUUUUAAAACACAUAUAUUAAAUAAUAUUAUUAUUAUACAAUACAUAGUGAACAUUACAAUUUCCAUUAAAACACACAGUUAUUAAUUAAUACAAAAAUAUACAUGUAUAUAUAUAUAUUACAUCUGAAGUACUCAACCGAUAUAUUCUCACUUUUGUCUUACUUUAUUAGCUUUUACUGUGGGGUAAAGAUCAAGAAAAUAUAAUUCAAUCUACAUAUAUGAGCUAAACAUGAAAUAUAAUUUUGUUACAGGAAGUCUUUUUUUUCAUUCUACAAAUAUGUAUACGAUUUGUUUUAUUAACACUUAUCCUGCCACAUUCUUUUUGCUAAAUUUGAAGAAUUUUCACCUGUUCUACAUUUCUAGUAAUUUUAUUAUAAUCCAUGGGCAUUUUAACAUGAAAUUACACCCAUAUAUACCAUAAUGAUCCACCUACGUAAUUAUAGCAUUUUGUAGAUGGUUAUUUUAUUUAUGUUACCAUGGCAACAGCUAACAUGUAACAAUUAAAUUACAAUACAAUAUUGUACUUUCAUGCUAUUGAUGUUUUAUUUCCUGAUAAAUAUAAAAUUGCAAUAAAUAUUUAUUUUCUUCUGUGUAUAUACAAUUCAAGAACAUAUGUAUAUAUUUAUGGUAUAUGGCACCAAAAGCAUCAUAUCAGAACUAGAGAUAAAAUAUCUUGUAUGCUUUAGGAACUGGGUAUAUGCUUGUAAAUGGGAGAAGGGUAGAGGGCAACAAUUUCUAUCUAUGUAAUGUAUUAUACUGUCUUUAAAUCAGUUUUAAAGUACUCAUACCUUGUCUAAAUGAUGACAUUUUAUGCCAGUCUCUUUCAUUUGUAGUUAGUUGUGAAUUUACUGGUUCAAUCAUAUCAUUGUUACCAUAACUCAUUUGGUUCAAGACUGGAUUCAGUACCAUGACUAUACUGGUAUGCUAAAACUUCAGCUGGAUGUAAGUGGAAAAUACUAGAAAAAUAUACUGUGAAACCCCUUUAAACCGGACACCCUUGGGUUCAAGACAAAUGUCUGGUUUUAACAGGUAUCUGGUUUAGAGAAGUUAAGUUCUGUUAUGGUUUUGAGAAAGGGACUCUAUAAAACGUCCGGUUUUGAGGGAAUUUCAGUUUACAGAGGGUCCGGUCUUGAGAGGUUUCACUGUAGUUCCAUGUGUUUUGGAACAAUAAAUAUGUCUGUCUGGAUACCAGUAAAUCACAUUUGAUAAUAAACAAUUCUUCAUUUAGAUUUUUUAAAUAUUAUUAUUAAUGAUGAUAAUAAAUACACAAAUAAUCAUUCACCAGUAUGAAUAAUUAUAAAUAUUUUUUUUAAGCAUAUGAAAUGUGACAUACCUAUUCAGAAAUAUUCUAAAGUUCUAACUAGAAUUCUGGGCAAAUAUAGAUUAUUCUUUAUAUGCCAGAAUUUGAUUUAUAACUGUAAGAAAACACUAUUUAAUCUGGCAGUACAUUUUGAUAGUUUCCCUUUAAUACAGUUUUAAGUCCACUUCACAUAGCUUGUCCAUUAUAAUCCUUCGAUGUUGGGAAGUCACAUUUAAAAGGGGAUGGAUUAAUGAAAUCCUACUGGUGCUAUUUUUUAAUUACCUAAUACAGAUUUCAUAAGAUGUAACAACUUUAAAAGUUGUAAGAUUUAUUGUUGUUUUAUCAUUCAAAUGCAUUGUAAAUAUGCUCAUUUGUAAACAUCUUUGUGAUAUAUGGCAAUAAAACUUUUACAUAUC
This is a messenger RNA of Gigantopelta aegis, 8209 nucleotides long. RefSeq names its product PH domain leucine-rich repeat-containing protein phosphatase 2-like. Gene Ontology annotation, molecular function: protein binding. The coding region runs from base 410 to 5059 and encodes 1549 amino acids. NCBI's taxonomy places the organism in Eukaryota, Metazoa, Mollusca, Gastropoda, Neomphalida, Peltospiridae. The record is from RefSeq and is a predicted model, not a curated record. The transcript is spliced from 18 exons.